This is a messenger RNA of Erythranthe guttata (spotted monkey flower), 2120 nucleotides long. NCBI's taxonomy places the organism in Eukaryota, Viridiplantae, Streptophyta, Magnoliopsida, Lamiales, Phrymaceae. The record is from RefSeq and is a predicted model, not a curated record.
AGAAAAGAAAAAAUAAAGAGAUGACCUUUGACUGCGCUAUAUUACCAUUUACCAAGAAAUUAGAAUACUGAGUUCUCCCACCACCAUAUAUAUGCGCUUCUUCUCUUUGCACGAAUGAAUGAAUUAAUGGUUCCCUUCUUCUUCCUCUUCCUCUCCCUACUUCAUUUCCUCUCUCCCGUAUUCUCCGACGACCGCCUCGCCCUCCUCCGCCUUCAAUCCGCCGUCCGCGGCCGCACUCUCCAAUGGAACACCACCUCCGCCACCCCAUGCUCCUGGGAAGGCGUCAAAUGCGACACCACCACCAACCGCGUCGUAUCCCUCCGCCUCCCCGGCGACGGCCUCACCGGCCAGCUCCCGCAGUACUCCAUCGGAAACCUAACCGAACUGAGAGCCCUCAGCCUCAGGGACAACUCCCUCUCCGGCCCCAUCCCUUCCGACUUGUCCUCGUGCACCCAUCUCCAGGACCUCCACCUCCAAGGAAACAACCUCUCCGGCGAAAUUCCGACCGGCUUCUUCGCCCUGACGGAACUCGCACGCGUCAAUUUGGCGGGAAACAGCUUUUCCGGCGCUCUGUCGCCGUCAGGGUUCAACGGCCUGACCAAGCUGACAACCUUGUACUUGGAGAACAAUCAAUUCGCAGGGCCACUUCCAGAUCUGAACCGCCUCCUCCAUCUUACGAAUUUCAACGUUUCGUUUAACGGAUUACUGACCGGUUCGAUUCCGUCGAGCUUAGGCACUACUCAUUCUUCUCGGUCUUUUCUCGGAACCUCUCUCUGCGGCGGACCACUUGUUCCUUGUUCCAAUAGUAGUAGUAAUAAUAAUAAUAAUAAUAAUCUUUCCGGCGGAGCAAUAGCCGGAAUAGCAAUAGGAUCAAUGGUGGUUUUAGUUUUAGUUCUUGUACUUAUAUUCAUCUCAUGGAGAAAAUACACAACAAUUAAUGGAACAAGCCCUUCUGAGAUGACGAGUAAAGGGUCACCGUUGCCGUUUUCUCCGGUGAAGCCGCCCGAGCGGCAGAGUUGGAAUGUCCCUCAGUCGUCAUCUAUUGUAGUGAUAGAAGAAGACAGCCGGUCGGACAGUAGUUUCUCGAGCGAUAUACGAGCGAAGGAGAGAUUGAGGGCGGCAAUCAAGAAUGGCGGGAAUGAUGGUUUGGUGUUUUUCGGUGAAGAGGAUGGGUUCGAAGGUUUCGGGUUACAGGAGCUGCUGAGGGCGUCGGCUCAGGUGAUGGGGAAGGGGACGGUUGGAUCGACUUACAAGGCGUAUUUGGACAGCGGGGUUGAAGUUAUUGUGAAGAGGUUGAAAAGUGUUUCUGUUUCGGAGAAAGAGUUUAAGGAUAAAAUGGAGGAGUUUGCAUCUUUGGUGCAUGAGAAUUUGGAGCCUCUUAGAGGUUACUUUUAUGGUAGAGAUGAGAAGCUUCUUAUAUAUGAUCCCUUGUCGAAUGGAAGCUUGUCCUCGAUUCUCCACGGCAGCAACAAGCGACGACUCUCGUGGGAAACGAGGGCCAAAAUAGCACUUGGAGCUGCAAGCGGAAUCAACUACCUCCACUCGGUAAACUCUCAAACUGCACACGGCAACAUCAACUCGUCCAACGUGUUCCUCACCGACAACUUGGAAGCACGUGUCUCCGAGUUUGGCCUAACGGAGCUCGUGUCCUCUGUUCCAAACUCGAAUGGCUACCCAGCCCCGGAAGUGAACGAUUCUCGCAAGAUUUCACAAAAGGCCGAUGUGUACAGCUUCGGGAUCGUGCUCUUGGAAUUGCUCACCGGAAAGGCACCCGACCAUGUUUUGACCGAAGAAGGGAUCGAACUUCCCAAUUGGGUCAAUUCGGUUGUUCAGGAGAAGUGGACUAUUCAAGUGUUUGAUCCGGAUUUGUUAGUUGAGUACGAAAAUCUUGAUGAGAAAAUGGUGCAUUUAUUGCAUAUCGCGAUUACGUGCACUGCUCUGCUUCCCGAUAAGAGACCGUCCAUGCUGGAGGUUACGCAACGCAUCCGUGAAAUUUGUGGUUGAUAAUUUUUUUUUUAAUCCUGUCUAGUGAAAUAACAAGUUAUGAGCUUUUAAUUUCCUUUUUUUUUUCGUUGUUCACUUUCGGUUUAAGGGUUGAUUAUUAGGUUGAUUUUAUUGUA